Molecule: messenger RNA, 2718 nt
Organism: Geosmithia morbida
Lineage: Eukaryota; Fungi; Ascomycota; Sordariomycetes; Hypocreales; Bionectriaceae
Product: CP2 transcription factor
Exons: 4
Coding region: 1-2718 (905 amino acids)
Biological process (GO): regulation of transcription by RNA polymerase II
Cellular component (GO): nucleus
Molecular function (GO): RNA polymerase II cis-regulatory region sequence-specific DNA binding; DNA-binding transcription activator activity, RNA polymerase II-specific
Source: RefSeq, a predicted model, not a curated record
AUGUUUCAGCAACGAAAAAGCUCCCAGAAACCGGCGGAUGGCUUGGUGGCAACCUUUCGCCAACAGUUCCCAGAAGUUUCCUCCACCCUCGAGGAUCCUACAGAGACCAUCCCGGCUUCCGUCCAUCCUAUCGACAAUGCUGGCAUUGCCGCACCACUCGCCCACAGCGGCGCACAUCCACAUCCACAUAUGGGCUUGGGAGGCGGCUUUCACGAUCAUGACCCGACGCCUCGAGCCUCGAACGAGCCAUGGAGAUUCACACCGUCGAUGAUGGACCCCAACGUCUUCAACAUUGAAAACUUUGUCACCACCCCGACCGGAUACUACACAGCCACACCAGGAGCCGGCCUAGCAGCAGCGGCGCCAGCAGUACCAGGUCUGGGAACGACCAUGACCAUGCCCAACUCGGUCACGGCCAUGCACGCCGGCCCCGGCAUCAUCGACAUCGGAGGCUUCCACCCGCUCACCUCACACCAGAUGGCCCACUUCGGCGGUCCGUUUGGCCAUCACCCGCAACAGCAGCAGCAGCAGCAGCAGCAGCAGCAGCAGCAGCAGCCUCCUCCUCCUCCUCCGCCGCCACCGUCACAUCAGCAGCACCAGCACCAGCACCAGCACCAGCACCAGCACCAGCAGCCGCACCCGUUCGUUCCCUCUUCGUACGGCCAUCACGAUACAGGUUACGAGACGAUGGAGCAGGAUGACUCGCCGCUCAACUCGAACCCGGACGAGCACGCGGCCUCGAUGAACCCGGCCUUUCAGACGGCGACGCCCAUCAUGGCCUACCCACCGAACCAGAUGCACCCGACGGCGGCGACGGCGACGGCGACGACCCGCAUGACCCAGCCGCUUCACCAGCCCACCGGCCGAUUCCGCUUCCACUCGACGCUCAACGCCCCGACGGCCAUGAUCAGGCAAGCAGACGAGAUACCCAUCACCUACCUCAACAAGGGCCAGGCCUACUCGCUCUCCAUCAUCGACACGCGCUCCCUGGGCUCUAAGGUUCCAGGGUCCAGGUUCAGGACCUUUGUGCGCGUCUCGUUCGAGGACGAGGAGCAGAGGCAGAAGUCCGGCGUCUGUUGGGGUCUGUGGAAGGAAGGGAGGGGCGCCAACGAGGCUCACCAGCGGGGCGGGAAGCUGCAGGCUGUCGAGUACGUCGAGGCCGGCCAGCCGAUCGAGGGUGACGAGACGCGGACGCGCGUCGAGGUGGAGACGGCCUCGUUUGACGGAUUCUCCGUCGUCUGGACGCCCGGAGCCCACGGCGCACCCGAGGUCAACAUCGCCGUCCGCUUCAACUUCCUCUCGACCGACUUCAGCCACUCCAAGGGCGUCAAGGGCAUCCCCGUCAGGCUGUGCGCCAAGACGAGCCUCCUCCCGAUCGAUGCGACGCCCGCCGCCGAUGCCGUCUCUUCGGCAGACGCGCAGGAGCCGGAAGUGUGCUACUGCAAGGUGAAGCUGUUUCGGGACCACGGAGCCGAGAGGAAGCUGUCCAACGACGUGGCGCACGUCAAGAAGUCCAUCGACAAGGUCAAGAACCAGAUCGCCCAGGCCGAGAGCGGCUUGAAGGACUCGGGCAAGAGGCGGAAGGCUGCGGGCGGCAUAACAAAGGUCGGAGCGGACUCGCAGCGGAGUGCGGGCUUGCCGAAGCACAAGCGGGGGUGGUCCGUAUCGUCGGCCAGCUCGGGUGAAGGAGACGGGAUGAGGUCGGGAGGAGGGGGGGGAGGAGGAGGAGGAGGAGGAUCGGGAGGAUCAGGCAGCGGAAUCGGGGGUCGAGCGUCUCUGGCAGACGACCUUCACGUGAAGCUGCAGAACCUCCAGGACAUGUUCACGAGCACGAGGCCGGUCAGCGUCCUGUACCUGCGAGGCGAAGAUCACGACGACCCGGACGCGCACCCCGUCAGUCUGCCCGGGGACGCAGGCGAGGUCAAGACGGGAGAUGAGGCCUCCUCCUCGUCGUCCUGGCAGGUCAGGAGCCUCCAGAGCUCCAACACGGCGUCGAUCGUGUCGUCUUCGCCGAGCUCGGUAUCGUACGCCUCGCACGCGUCGGCCCCCGGCGCCGUCGCCCUGCACUACCCGAGCCAGGACGUGACGAUGGCGGUCGGGCCCGGAGGGGUCGAGAGGCCCGGCGAUGCGACGAUGCCGCAGCCGGAGAGGGUGCGGAGGGUCGGAGACGGUUGGAUAGACGCCCUCGGCAUCGACAAGUCGUACCGGCCACCCAGCGACCCGCCCGUACCCAAGGCCGUAGCUUGCUUCUACGUCGUGCGACGGGACGGGAACUCUGACGGCACCAGCGAGACGGAUUCGAUAAGGACGGCCAUACCGAAGCAGCAGCAGCAGCAGCAGGAAUUCUACUGGGCCGUGUACCUCGCCCGACGGACGCGAGACGAGCUUGUCAGCCGACUGGCCAGGAAGUUUGGACUGGAUCCCUCGACGGUCCAGCAGAUCGUGCACGUGUCCCGCGAAGGUCUAGAGGUCGAGGUGGACGACGAUGUGGUCGAGCAUCUGGCCGAAGGUCAAGACAUGGCUCUCGAAGUGCGCACCGUGACGGACCAGCAGUUUAUAAAGGGGGAGUGGGACACCAUGGCCAUGGCACUCGACGAGCAAGGUUCGCCUACGACGACGACGACGACGACGACCACUGCUACUGCUACUUCUGCUGCUACCACUACGACGAUGACGAUGACGGGGAAGCGAAAGAUUAUUCUGCGAAUAAUCUUUUGA